Molecule: messenger RNA, 1348 nt
Organism: Sabethes cyaneus
Lineage: Eukaryota; Metazoa; Arthropoda; Insecta; Diptera; Culicidae
Product: cytidine deaminase-like
Exons: 2
Coding region: 517-987 (156 amino acids)
Cellular component (GO): cytosol
Molecular function (GO): cytidine deaminase activity; zinc ion binding
Source: RefSeq, a predicted model, not a curated record
ACUCUCAUCAUCAGUCACUAUCGCAUGUGUCAUAGAAAAACUAGAAAAACCAAAAGAGAAGAAAACAAUCAUAAACAUUAACCUUGACGUUCGUUUGAAAAGAAAGUGUUGAAUUUUUAUGCCGUGCCUCCCAAAUUUGUCUCGAGAAAAAGCUUUUGGCUGGCAUUAGGUAUUAGGUAUUAGGCCUUGCUCAGAACGUGUGAAAUUUACUAAUAAACCAGGAGGCUGCGUCGAACAAGGAAAAGAAAAAGAAUAUUUGUUUACACACACGUUCGCGACGUGAGAAACUCAUAAUAACAUUUACAGUCAGCAGUUAUUUUCUUUAGUCUACCCUGUGGUGAUAAUUACAAUUUCGCUUCUUUCUACUAACCAAUCACGUCACCACCUGUAACAGUCAGCCGAAAAAAGAGUGCAAAUUUAUUAGUUCUAUUUAUAUAAUCAUUUAUUGAGAGUGCCUCGGAAACGGGUAAGAGCUCAGUAAGCAACCAACUCUAGUCAAAGGCAGACGGCAACGAGAUGAUGAACAAUAACAUUAACGGAACGGUGGACGGUGAAAAUAUCGUAGAAUUCGAUUCGCUUGAUUUCAAGGUACGAGAAUUGAUAAAUGCUGCCAUCAAAGUACGCCACAACGCGUACUGUCCGUACAGUAACUUCGCAGUGGGAGCAGCGCUGAGGGCUACCACCGGUGAAAUCUUCACCGGAUGCAACGUCGAAAAUGGAACCUUCGGACCGAGUGUUUGUGCCGAGAGGACAGCUAUUUGCAAGGCAGUCAGCGAGGGAUAUCGCGAGUUUGAAGCCAUCGCCGUAGUGGGCUUACAGGAGAGCCAGUUCACAACUCCGUGCGGUACCUGCCGGCAGACGCUUUCCGAGUUUUGUCGCAAAGACAUUCCGGUGUACGUGGCAAAACCGGCACCGGCCCGUGUGAUGGUGACCUCGCUGUACAAACUGCUGCCGCAUGCAUUUUUCCCCACUUUUCUGAACAACUGAACCAUCGCGGAAUUGCGUACUUCAGCCACGUGGGGGUGAGCCACAAGUAUGGAAAUGCAUUUUUCACUCAAUUCGAUUGAACUUGUGGACCGCUUGAUCCCGUUGGCUUAUUCAAAAGUAGUUUUCAUAUUCAAUAGAAAAAUGUAUACAUUAUUUUCGAAUGUUAAACUUUGAAAUUUUCCUUAUUUUGAUAGACACAGUGUACCAGAAUUAUCAGUCGAUAAUCCAUAUAUAAUUGAUGUACAAUGACGAAACCAAACUUUUACUUUCUGUGCUGUAACUGUCUUAUAUAUACCAACAAUUAUUGAUAAUAUAUUUACUCAGUGUGUAUUAAAAAUCAAUUUGACGAUUGAAGUAGGUA